Ruditapes philippinarum (Manila clam) is the source of this 1962-nucleotide messenger RNA. Its product is annotated as coiled-coil domain-containing protein 134-like. Lineage: Eukaryota; Metazoa; Mollusca; Bivalvia; Venerida; Veneridae. The record is from RefSeq and is a predicted model, not a curated record. The transcript has 6 exons. The coding region runs from base 459 to 1184 and encodes 241 amino acids.
UUACAAUGCGUAUAACAGAUAUAGAUUUUUGUUUACGUGUACUCAAUUUGAUCGACUAAAUGACAUCUGUAGACCGGAUGAAUUGACUUGACUUUUACACACGUGUUAAUUUUAUACAUGAGUGCCAACGCGAUAUUGCGUUUAAUAUACCUACAGAAUUUUCUAGUAUAUUAGAUUGACACUUAAAAUUAAACAUUUGAAUAUUAUGUUUUAAGUUUUUCAUCAAUUGGAAGUUAUCAUUGAUAGGACUUUUAUUUUUUCUACGAAUUUUAUGAAACGUAGCAACGAAAGGAUAAUAAGUGUUAAACAAAAUUAGAUUUAAAAGAAAUAUAAAAUUUUAUAAUCACUGACAUUGAGAGGAACUUCGACAAAAUUUAGAUUUAUAACAAAUCAAAUGUUCAGAUAAAACAUUUUUUCUAACAUUUCUGUUGAAAAAAGGAUUGGGAUUCCGAUUUAAAAUGAUGAAAAAAGUUGUAGUUCCGAUGGUAGAGGACGUCCCAACGUCAGGAUUUCUAACACGUUUCUUGAUUUACACAGCAGUUGUGUCUUUUAUUGCAGCAGUAAAAUGGUUAAUGGAUGAUGUGAAACUAUUUGAACAUCAAAGAGCUAUUCAGUUAGAUGCGAUUAAAUCAUUACAAAAGUCCAAUAUGAAAUAUGAUCAUAAAUAUAAACUUACAGAGACGAUGGUAAAAGAUAUAUUCAGGGUUUUAGAAGAGUCGAAGAACAAUCUAACAGAAUUUGGUUUCGUACCAGGUGAUCCAUUUCCCGAGAACGAAACUGUCAGAGACGCAAUGUCAAAUGUGUUUGAGAAUACAGCGAUGUUUGGUGAUUUAAUACUACGGCUACCCGAUAUUACACAUGACAUAUAUGAUAAAAAUAAACACUGGGAAUUCCUGAUAGGAUGGGCAGUAUGGUUCUCUAUGGAAUCUGGAGUUUUUCAAGGACCUCAUGAACAGCUGUUGUCUCUAAUGUCAAUGGAACUAGGACUAAUUCCAAAAGAUGAAUCAUUUGUAAAUCCAUACCAGGAGAUGGAAAUUCUUAAGGAGAUGGAGGAAGCAGAGAAAGAAUUAGAAGAAAAACAGAAUAAAGAGAAAUCAGACAAAUCCAAGAAGAAGAAAACACAGAAUUCAAAACCGAAAAGAAAAGGUCCGAAAUUGAGUGGUGGACACCAUACAGAAUUGUGAUAGAAACUUUAAAGUAAAUCAAUUUAAAACAGGCUAAUUUAUGUACAAGAUAUCCCAUUGAUUAUUAACUGUUACAGAGCCAGAUUAAUUUUACAGUUGCCAUAUAAUUAUGAUAUUUAUUUGAAAAACUUUGACUUUUUGAUUAUAUAUUUGCCCCUAUUUGAUUCCUUAAAGGCAUAGAAACUUGUUUGACCCCUUUAAGUCAAAGAAAGCCACAAGAUAUGAUAAUUUUUUGCAAACAUACAUUUUUUUUCUGAAACUCUCUUAUGUGGACCCCUUUAGAACUUGGUUAAAAGUCUGGAUUGUAUAGGAUUCCAGGAUAUGGAGUGUAUAAAGCUUAUAAGUAUUAAACACGUAUUUGUUAAUUAAACGUUCUUUUUAGUGCUUAUCAGUACACAUGGUACUGUCAUAUACAACAUUAGCUAUUCUCAUGUAAAACAGACAAGAAAAGACUGUUUUUAUAUCAUAUAAAGUGGCCACUCUCUACAGCCAUCAAUUUUUUUUUUGGACCAGACAAUUUCUGAUCACUAUGGGAUUUAUUGAAACUUCAUAGAAGACUUCUCUACCAAGACCAGGUGUCAAUAUUAGUUUAACAGCAUGCCUGUAUAAUUAUUCUUCUGCUGUACUGGUUUCCUAGCAGUUUCCGGCCAAAAAUCGCACUUUUUAACAAAUAAAAUCAAAAUCAGUCUACGGAGGGGUGCAAAACUGAGACAGGACAAAGUUAGGUACCUGUCCAGCAUUGCCAUAUGUUUGAUGUUGCACUUUCAUUUUACUUUUU